Suillus bovinus is the source of this 2553-nucleotide messenger RNA. RefSeq lists its product as uncharacterized. Lineage: Eukaryota; Fungi; Basidiomycota; Agaricomycetes; Boletales; Suillaceae. The coding region runs from base 1 to 2553 and encodes 850 amino acids. The record is from RefSeq and is a predicted model, not a curated record. The transcript is spliced from 16 exons.
AUGGUCAAAGGCCGUUAUGGGUGCAAGCUCACCAGACUGCAGAAACAGUUCUGUGAAGAAAAUGGUGCUCGACACGCUGCUCAAGCUGCUGCUGCUCAAAACCCAACUGCAAAACGCCCACACAAUGUUGACAGUAGCCACGAUCUUCACGCACACAUAUCUAUUGAUGUUACGAACAUGGGCCAUCCCUCUGUCAGAACUGUGUACUACCCAGCACCCAAAGUCACACUAGCAACACCUGCAUGUACAGAGGCCGAUGGAAGUAUCUCAGAGACUCUCAACUUAGAAACCAAUUUCGACGCUGUGGACGACGCUUACGUUGACUUUCUGGCGGAACAAAACACAAACGCUGAGCCUGUGAAAAGCAAACAAGAUCGUACUCCAGGGGAAUUCAUCAGGCUUGAGGCACGAGGAGAUGCUCCUUGGAGCCACGCAUGUCAUGGCCUACCAGACUGUGCGAACGAACCUACAGUUUGUUGCAGAGAUUGCGAAGGGCUCCAACUCUAUUGUCAGUUUUGCAUUGUGUCGCUUCACAGUGCGAUGCCAUUGCACAAUGUUGAGAUUUGGACGAACACAUACUUUCAGUGGAUUUCCCUUCGGUGCGACAAUCCUGUUCACACAUUCGACUUCACAGUUUUGGACAUAAAUGGUAUACAUAGUGUCUCGCUCUUUUUCUGUAAUUGCGCAACUGCCAAGACACGUACAAUCCAAAUCUUAUGCUCACGAUGGUACCCUGCGACAUCAACUGAUCCACGAACUGCCGCCACCUUCCGUCUUCUUGACAAUUUCCAAAUGUACACCUUCGAGUCCAAAGGCUCUGCCUUUGAAUAUUGGCAGACUCUGUCUCGCCUGUCAGACAAUACGGGAACAAAUCCGCCCAAGCCUGGGGAGCUCGCUGUCCCAUGCCCUGCUUGCCCUCAACCUGGCAGAAAUCUCCUGCCAGGUUGGGACAGUGCUCCUCCAAAUGACAGAUGGUUAUUUGCCUUGUUUCCUGGAAUUGAUGCAAACUUCCGAAUGUGCUGCCGUAAUAAGUCAUCAGAAGAAGCAGAUCCAAGCCUGAGCACGGGGUGGGCAUACUUCAUAGAGGAAUUGAGCUUCAAAGGGCUGUUGGCCGAGCAUGCUGGACAAACUCAAGAGAAAAGCUCUUGUGCUAGCCACAAUGCGGUGAACUUCGCGGAUUCCAAGAACAUGCGCGGCCUUGCAGCAACAGGCAUUGGCACAACUUCAAGCAGGCCGUCUGCCGUCAGAGAUCUCCAAAAGGGCGAGAAAUACGUGAACAUGGACUUUUUAUUUUUCUCAACAUUGACACAUUCCAGUGACCUGGCGGUUUUUAAUAUAUCAUACGAUAUUGUGUGCCAGUGGAGCAAACACCUCUGGACAUGCAUGUCACGCUAUCCUUCGACGCUUCAUUUUUCUCCUGGCAGCAAGAUGAUCACAUUUCUCACACACAUUCCCGCUUGUCAAACCACCUUCUCAUUCAAUCUCAUUAAAGGCAUGGCCAGAACAGAUGGGGAAGCACCGGAGAGAGCAUGGUCAAAUAUUAAUCCCGUGGCAACCAGUACCCGUGAGAUGGGCCCUGGCUCGAGGCGGGAUACCCUCGACGACCAUUUCAGUGAUUGGAAUUGGUGCAAGGUCUCCAACUUCGGGCCCUUUCUCUUGCAAAAGUUGAAGGAAGCUAUCCCACAGCAGGACCAACAUGUGUUGGACCUGAGGGACUUUGAGGAGGCCAUUCCAACAGAGAGCCUUACAUCAUGGCAUCAAAUGGUGGAAGAAUGGGAGGCUGACCGCUCCAAACCUAAUCCAUGCCGCCUUGCCACUGAUAAGGCAGUCAUUGGUAUGCACUCCACUGAUAUCCAGCUUUCAGCCUUACAGCAGUGGACAAAUACGUUGCACCGCCGACUGGAGCACUGGGCGAAAAUCCAAACUCUUUAUAUGCCACCUGACGACUUGGGCCCCGGGUCUGAGGAAGAAGCAGUCCAUAACACCAAGUUGUGGCUACCUUCUGCAGUCCUCAGACUACUCAUGCAUUGCGACACUAACCUCACACGUAUUGAGUGGCAGCUCCAUAAUUUGCAUCUCAAAUGCCACCUUACGGGAUUCAAGAGAGAUUGGAUUACGGGACAGCGCACUCACACACGGUCGCGAGGUAUCAUUGACACCGUUCAAAAGAAGAUCGAUGCUGCCGCGACCAAGUAUAACAUUGCUUGGAGUGCACUCGAAGUUCUGGCUGAGGCGCUCUUGGAGGUAGAGUGGAUGAACCAGUUCCCAAAGCUGGAGAAAGAUGAUAUAUGGGGAAUGACAGAAGUGCAAGCUGCCAGUGAAUCCCAGACUGAGGGACGGAGACUGGUGGCUAUCUCAUGGAUAUGGAAGCAGUCCCAUGGUGCUGGGCAAGAAGAACUAUCUGACGCGAUGCAUAUAGAAUGGUGUAAGGCGCAUGCAUGGGCCAGUCGGUGGUCUGAGGAAGUCGAGCUCCUCCAGGAGGAAAUGCAGGCGGGAACACAGAAGGUAGUACUUCCAGGAACACGGAGGGCAGAAGCACAGGGCGCAGUAUAG